Rhagoletis zephyria (snowberry fruit fly) is the source of this 1699-nucleotide messenger RNA. Its product is annotated as E3 ubiquitin-protein ligase TM129. Gene Ontology annotation, biological process: protein ubiquitination. The record is from RefSeq and is a predicted model, not a curated record. Lineage: Eukaryota; Metazoa; Arthropoda; Insecta; Diptera; Tephritidae. Gene Ontology annotation, cellular component: membrane; endoplasmic reticulum. Gene Ontology annotation, molecular function: ubiquitin protein ligase activity.
CCAUUUGUUAUGAAGAAAGAUAAAAGAAAAGUAAGAAGAGCGACAGCACUGACGCAUCUUGCUAAAAGAAUAGAAAUAUACAGAAAGCGAUAACUAAAAUAAAAUUGGUAAAAACGGUAUCAUCUUUGGAAUUAAAAUACAUUUGAUAUCGCUUCAUUCAAAUUUCUCAAAAUUUUUCACCAAAUGGACGAGUGUGAACUGCUCUUCAAUUUGUUCUACCUUUUAUUAUGCAUGUGCAUUAUCUACCCACCCGAAGAGUUUCAGCGCCUUGGACUUACCAUCGAACAAGUCUUCAAUAAAUUGUUAGGCGAUGAGAGCAUGAAUUUCAUACUUUAUCAUCAUCGACGAACAUCACUAAAUUUAUUUGUGCACAGCUGUCUACCGGCAUUUUAUUUCCUUAUACACAAGUUAAAGUUCUCCGUAUUUGCGGAACGUGAACCACCAGAGGAAGCGGAUUUAGAUCCAGAUUUCCCUAUGCCUCAAGAAGCGGUAGCAUUUAAGACGCUCACUUGGAAGAUAGCACAACGCUUCAGUUUGAUGGCCGUGCUGGCAGUGCCAGCUUUAGUGUUUAAUUGGUAUCAACAAAAUUGGCGCCGUCAUCCCAUUAGUCAGACCCUAUUGAAGUAUUCCAAUGUACCAAACAGUUUCCAAUCAGUUGCGAACGACAUUAGCACAGAGUUCCGACGCCUCGACAUUUACAAAAAGAAGCUGAAUUCGAUAUCGACUGUGAUUGCUACCGAGAACUGGAUUAUCAAAACUACGCUGUACAACGUGCAUUUUGCACACCAAAGCGAUACUUCCCUCAGUGUAGCCAAGACCGAGACCUACAACGUUUCUCAGGAUACUAACGAUACGCUGCAAAUGGUAAGCAUAGUAGUGAAGCCAAAUCGUCAAGGAGUUGCUGACUUUCAUAUACGUAUCAAUGCAUUGGAAUUUCGCAACUUGGAAGAGCGCGUUUCCAGGCCUAUUGUAAUACCAUCAUAUAUACAAUUCCAUCGUAAUGUAAUCGACCGCUUUAUUGAUGUUUUCAAAGAGCAAGUAGCACAGAACCCAAUUUACCAAGCAGAUCGCAUAGCAGAAAAAUGCUUCGCUUGUAUGAUCGCUGAGCCGAAUAUCAAAAUACAUAAACAAUGUGAAGAUGUUGAUCGGUACGGACGACCUCUGGCUACAGAGAACACCUGUUCAAAUUGUUAUUGCCGACCCAUGUGGUGUGUUGAGUGUUUAGCGCGUUGGUUUGCUGCGCGCCAGAAUGAACAUGAUCGGGAGGUGUGGCUUGAACAGAAAUGUACAUGUCCUAUGUGUCGUGCCAAAUUUUGUGUCCUCGACGUUAGUUACAUCGAAAAGCCGGAUACAGGUGCUACAGACGAGCCGGCAUUUCCCAGCGAUAGGACGUGAUAUCUAUAAUUUGUGAAGUUUAAGAAAUUUCCAUAAAUUCAUAAAAUUGCCAGUGUGUUGUACAACCAUGGUUAAGCUCUAAAAUCUUCCUCCGUUUACUCAAUAUUUUUUUGCAUAUAAUAGUUAUGCAUUGAUUUUAUAAAAAAUUUUUAUUGAAAAUUCUUAAAUAUUUAUUUUUACAUAAACAUGUUUUCGUAAAUACAUAUAAUUAACAUUUUUCUAAAGACAAAUUACUUAAUGUCUAUAUAAGUUUGUAACUAUCACGUUUUAAUACUUUACGAUACAAAAGUUACAUAUAUGUAUA